AUGUCGGACACGGAGGUGAACGCGCUGCUAAACCAGUUCCGCGAGGAUUCCCGUCAUCUUAGAGCUGAGCUCGAAAAGCUUCUGACUGAAAAUGAGCAGCUGCGAGUUGAGCGAGACAGAGUUAUCAGAGAAGCAAGGGAAUCUGUCGAAAUGCAGCAAAGAAUGCCAAGCGAGAACUUCUCGGAGCAAUUAGCUAAUACGGAGCAGAACUUGAUUCAAGAGCGCCAACACGCCGUGAAAGCGAUGGCGACAUCGAACCAGCUUCAAAAGCAAAACGCAGAGCUCCGUCGAGUCAUUGCUCAAGCACAACAAGCGUUUGCUACCCAAAAAGGCGAAUUCCAGCGCCAACUCGAUAUUCUCAACAAACAGACCCAGCAACAUCAACUCACCUCUGAUACAAAGGCGGGAGAAAUCAGCAGGCUCGAGGCACUUGUCCAGCGAUUGCAAGCUGAUGUUUCAAACAAGGACGAAAUUAUUCGCCAAACGAGAGCGGAAAGAGAUGAGAUUAAUUCGAAUACGAGAAAGACAGAGAUGUCUCUUGAUCAGAAAAAUCUUGAGUUGCAUUCUGGAAUGGAGCAAAUGGCAGCGCUGAGGAAUCAAAUAGCCUUGUUGAAAGAGAAGGCGACAGCUUCGGAAAGAAGGAUGCUCGAAUUGAAUGGUGAACUAAGCCGACAGUCGCAAAUUCGCGACGAAAUGGCGAUGAAAAUGCGUGAAAUGGAGCAAGUAGCUGCAGCAACGGUUCAACGAGAAAUAAACCUUGGUAUGAAAGAAAGACACGUCGAGCAGCUUGCUGAAGAUUACAGACUUGAAAUUCAUGAAAUGAAGGCAAAAUUGACCAAUUCAUCUUUCCAAGCAAAACACUGGCGCGAAGCAAACGAGGCGCUGAUCGCAGAAGUCGGCGAACGCGUCAGAAAAUCGGUAGCUGAAGCGAAAGAAGAGGCCAACAGAGAGCUCGAGGAAGCUCACACUCAACUUGAUAUUGCCGUCAAAAAUGAAGCUAAAAUCAAAGAAACUCUUGAUCGAGCCAUAAGAGAAAAACGAACAGCAGAGAGUACGCUCGAAGAGCUACUUUCCUUCCGAAAAGACGGCGACGAUCAUUACCAGCAAAUCGUUGAGCUGAACAAAAAGCUAUCCUCUGAGCGCAAAUCACGUGACAAUUUAUCAGAGCAAGUGCGAAUGCUUCAACAGAGAGUGGAGGACCUCAAGGCUGAGAUCAUAGAGCGCGAUUCUUGGCGCGAGAGUGAGGUCAAGCAAGCACAAAAUGGAGAAGAAACUGCUACGGCUGAAAUGCUCCGAAUGAGAAAAACCCUUACUGACAUUACUAAUGAAAAUACGCAGCUAGCAAGCUUGAAUAUCAAAGAUCAAGGAACGAGAGAAAAAACUGAAGCGGCUCUUAGAAUCAAAGUAAACGAGCUGGAAGAGAAACUGGUCGAAGCAGAUAUCAAAUCGCGAGCGAUCAAAAGUCAAGAACAAAAUUCAACUGUAAUUAGAGAGCUUCAGGAAGAAAUUUCUACUGCAAGAGCUGGACUCAAUAGAUGGAAAAGCGAAGCAAUUCAGAUUGCCCAAGAAGCUGACCAGAAACUCCGUCAAAAUAGGCAAGAAAAGCAAGGUCUGAACUUGAAGAUGAAAGAUAUUCGCGAAGAGAUGCAGGAGAUCAUGAAUCAAAAUGCAGAUUUCGCAAGACAACUAGAAGAAUCCGAGCGGGAUCGCGCUCAACUCACUGCAAGAAUUGGAACUCUUCAGCAAAAACUCAAGCCAUUCCUCGUCAACGGAAACUGA
Messenger RNA from Oikopleura dioica, 1779 nucleotides. NCBI's taxonomy places the organism in Eukaryota, Metazoa, Chordata, Appendicularia, Copelata, Oikopleuridae. The record is from the annotation of a GenBank genome assembly.